GCCCGACAGGGCAAGGGGAGCAUCGGUUCUCUACUCACCGGAACAUGCGAGGCUAGAGAAAGACAGGCGAUUUGAUAUGUACGUGGCGCUGGAGCUAAAACGUUAGAUGGCGAGAAUGACGCCGGAUCCCUUCCUUGUUCAAACCCUGGUUCGGGUCUAUUGGGUACUAUUAGCCUUGCCCGGUCUUGCUCAUAACAUCGGGGAUAGAUGUUCGAAACGGAAUGCGGCUAGGGCAGUGUUCUGGGGUAUGCAUGGGGAUAUACAGCUGAUAGAACCAGGAUCAAGUAUGGAUGGUGAUAAAACCGGAUUUUCAAGCGAGUUGCCAACCCUGUGAAUUCCUAACCAGCCGUCCUGUCGAAUAAGAAUAUUCAAUAGUGUACGCAUGUAGGUAUCCAUGAAGGAUAGACU
Phialemonium atrogriseum is the source of this 408-nucleotide messenger RNA. RefSeq lists its product as uncharacterized. The transcript has a single exon. The record is from RefSeq and is a predicted model, not a curated record. Lineage: Eukaryota; Fungi; Ascomycota; Sordariomycetes; Cephalothecales; Cephalothecaceae. The coding region runs from base 107 to 334 and encodes 75 amino acids.